This is a messenger RNA of Acipenser ruthenus (sterlet), 3199 nucleotides long. RefSeq names its product E3 ubiquitin-protein ligase Rnf220-like. Gene Ontology annotation, molecular function: ubiquitin protein ligase activity. Lineage: Eukaryota; Metazoa; Chordata; Actinopteri; Acipenseriformes; Acipenseridae. Gene Ontology annotation, biological process: protein ubiquitination. The record is from RefSeq and is a predicted model, not a curated record. The transcript is spliced from 13 exons. The coding region runs from base 1083 to 2558 and encodes 491 amino acids.
UCUGCCUUUCUGUCUAAAUGAUUUCAUGACUGCUUCUUCAUGUGCAAGGGAAGCAGAGAAUGAGAGACAGUGUGAGGGGGGGGGACCAAUAGGAGUCGUAGGCAGCUGGUAACCCCCCCCCCCCUUACUUCCCUCCAUCUCAUUGUCACCUCUGAGACUGGUAUUUAACUCUGGUGUUGAGAAGGUGCUGCGGUGACUUCUUGGACACUGGACUGACAAGGCUUUAAAGAGUACUGCUGAGACUGGAUCAACUGUUCCUGUCGUAGAGAGAGAGAAAGAAAGGAGGACUGCUAGGGUACUGGAUAGAAAAAGACAAGACACAAAAAGAAGAGGACAGGAGAAGAGGCUCAGUGAAAGAAUAAGAAACAAGGACAAUAGAAAAGAAAACAGGUUUACAGAAUAUGCUUCAUCAAAUGCAGAAUUCGUGCCACAAGUAUUGUUCUUAACAAGAAAGAUAAUAGUUUUAGAUUGGACAAGGAGAACUAGAAAGAAAGAGAGAAAGAAAGAAAGAGAAAGAAAGAAAGAGAAAGAAAGAAAAAAUAUCCAUUUAACCGAGUUAACUGGAUAUUUGAAAACACUGCCUUCUAAAAAGUGCUUUUGGUGCUUGUCAGUAAACUGAGAACAUUUCAUCAUCCCUGGACCUUAAUACCCAGCUCAACACAAACCCACGACACGCGACUGGUGAAAAGAAGAAGACAGACAUCAGAAAGGACGAGUACUGGAGAGAGAGAGAGUGUGUGUGGAUUACUGUGAGUGUGCAUACCUGUGUGUGUGUGUGUGUGUGUGGAUUACUGUGAGUGUGCAUACCUGUGUGUGUGUGUGAAUUACUGUGUGUGUGGAUUACUGUGAGUGUGCAUACCUGUGUGUGCGUGUGUGGAUUACUGUGAGUGUGCAUACCUGUGUGUGUGUGUGUGUGUGUGGAUUACUGUGAGUGUGCAUACCUGUGUGUGUGUGUGUGUGUGGAUUACUGUGAGUGUGCAUACCUGUGUGUGUGUGUGUGUGUGUGUGAAUUACUGUGUGUGUAUUACUGUGAGUGUGCAUACCUGUGUGUGUGUGUGGCAGUGCCUCCUCCUCACAGAGCCAUGGAGACCCCCCCUGGCCUGUUGAACCCACUGGCCUCUCCUGCCCUCAUGGUCCUGGCCUCCUCAGCGGGGGAUCCCUCUCGGGGGAGCCCCCCCUGCCAGCAGCAGCAGCCGGGACGCCAGUUUGGGGUGGACAGCCCCAUGCCCUUCCUGGGCGCCUCCUACUCUCUGGCAGCCAUGUACCACCACUCGGAGAGGCUGAGCGGAGCUCGCGACUACUCCCCCUCCUCCUCCCACCUCCUCCCCUUCCCCCACCCCCCCGCCUUCAGGCACCCCGGCCUGGGGGGGUACGGAGCCCUGCGGCCCUUCCACACGCCCCCCCUGCCCUUCCCAGACGAGGUGGAGCGUUUCUCCAGCGCCUACGCUGCAGCUGUCGCUGCCGCCAGCGGAGUCAAGCACCGCACCAAGCUGCCCGUGGAGCCCCCCCAGAUCAGAUACCUGCCGCUGGACAAGGAGGGGACCCCCUCCUCCCCCCUCUCCCACCCACCAGGGUCCAGCUCCGCGGGGAAGAGAGCCCGCACCCCGGCCGGGCAUCUGAGACGAACUCCCAGCCCCCUGGCAUCCAGCGUGGGCAAGAGAGAGAAGCGCAGCGAAGGGGCGCUGCUGAGUCUGCGAUGCCCGCUGUGUCACCUGGAGCUCACCAGAGCAGACCUGCGGGAUCAUCUGCGCGGCGAGAUCGAGAGACUGGCUCAGCUCAGCUCCAGAAGCCAGUUUCACAGUGAAGCAGUGCUGGAGAGCCUGACACAGCCCCCAGCACAGUCUCUGUCCCCAGUGUGCAGUGUACGUCCCUGUGACUCACCCCUGGGGUCCCCUCUAUCGGGGGACGAGGCUCACAAACUGGACAGACAGCAGAUAUUCCAGCAGGUGAAGACUAACAGAGAGGGCAGACUGGGAGUCAGAGCUGGCCGGUGUAAAAGGGUGAAGAUGGCCGAUGAUGAGCAGUUGGAGAUCCUCUCUCUGAAGGGGGUGAGGCUGCCAGAGUCUGAGGGGGACAGUCUGGAGGAUUUGGAGUACCGCAGCCCAGCUCAGAGCAGCGCACACACACUGCUGGACAGCAAAGGCUGCAGAGUGGGGACCCCGCCCAGUCCUGACAGUGAGCUGGAGAUUGACUCGGACCCUGACGACUCCUCACACCUCACUCACACGCAAAACCCAAUCAAAGACAGGGUCCAGUCCUGGGAUGUGGAGCCCAGCACACUACAGGAAGAAGGCUUAGCGAAUGAGGGGACAGGCAGUGCCAGGGAGAGUGCGGAGUCCCUCAGGGCUCAGAUCAGCGCCCUCACCCGAAGACUGCAGCAGAGGGAGCUGUACCACUGCCACGUCUGUCUGGGCUCUUACUCUGUCCCUGUGGCUUCUAUACAGUGCUGGCACAUCCACUGCGAAGACUGCUGGCUCAGAUCACUCGGUUUGAAGAAGCUAUGCCCGCAGUGCAGCACCAUCACCUCUCCAGCUGACCUGCGCAGGGUCUACCUGUGACCUGCCCUGAGGCGUCCCUGACUGGGGAUUCCAAGGUUUCAAUGGAGCAGCGCUGCGAGGCGCCGGCGUGCUGAAUCGGAACAGCACAGAGAAAAUUAAACGAAACUUUAAACACCAGAUAUAUGUAUUACAAUAAAAACAAUAGAAAACUCUUGUUUUUACUAUUCUGAUUUUUACAAUUCAUUUUGUGCUUGUUUGUUUGUUUUUUAAUAAAAUAAAAUGUAAAAUACGGCUCCAGGUUUUCAUUACAUUUCCACUUUCAAUGUACACACCUGAAGAGGCUUCAGAGGUCCUGAAAGCUGGUGCUUACAUCUCAUAAUGAAUGUGAUAAACAGCAUCACAUCUGCUUCACUUAGCUGCAACUAGCAACAUGGCUGAUUCAGUAGCAUGCUAUACCUUUACCCAGGGACCUGGAGUUAAAAUCCAGCUAAAGUGACUUGGAGGGAUGGAGGGAGGUGGUCUUUGCUGUUGGAGGGAUGGAGGGAGGUGGUCUUUGCUGAUGGAGGGAGGUGGUCUUUGCUGAUGGAGGAAGGUGGUCUUUGCUGAUGGAGGGAUAGCGGGAGGUGGUCUUUGCUGUUGGAGGGGUGGGGAGGUGAUCUUUGCUGAUGGAGGGAUGGCGGGAGGUGGUCUUUGCUGUUGGA